Mizuhopecten yessoensis (Yesso scallop) is the source of this 375-nucleotide messenger RNA. RefSeq lists its product as uncharacterized. The transcript has a single exon. The coding region runs from base 1 to 375 and encodes 124 amino acids. The record is from RefSeq and is a predicted model, not a curated record. NCBI's taxonomy places the organism in Eukaryota, Metazoa, Mollusca, Bivalvia, Pectinida, Pectinidae.
AUGGAAUAUUACUGUGAAGAUCAUCAAAUUCUGGGAUGCAGCAAAUGCAUCAUCUUGGAUCAUCGAAAGUGUGAAUCGGUGACGUCAGCAGAGGAUUACCGGGACAAGUUGAGGAAAAGCUCUAAGAUCGACGAUCUGCUGGAGGAACUUCGUAAAAGCGCAGACGCCAUGGAAAUACUGAUAAUGGAUGUUAGUGAGCAACUGAAAACCAUGACACUAGAUCAGGACACUGCGCUGCAAAGUUUGACCGACAUACGCAAAAAGAUCGACGAGCGGUUCGAUGUUCUACAGAAAGAUCUCACAGACAAACUGGUAUCAGCUUUUAAAGAACAAAAGAAAACCUGGAGAUAUCGAAACAGCAAUGUGAACGGCUGA